AUGGGGCAGCUGGGAAGCGGCAAAAGCACCUUGGUGUUGCAGUAUGUGCAAUCGCAAUUUGUUGAGGAUAUUGAUGCAAACGUUCAGGAUAUGUACAAGAAGGAGGUGGCAAUAGAUGGCCAGCACUACCAACUGAACAUCUUGGAUAUUGUCGACACUGACUACGGACUGGAUCCAAAGACAGAAAACAUGCUACGGGAGUCACAGGCUAUCCUAAUCGUGUACUCUGUUGUGAGCGAGACCUCUUUUGAUUCGGUUCUUAUGCGAGUCGUGCAUGUACGUUCCCUCCUUGAAGGUAGGAACGUACCCAUCAUCUUGGUGGGAGCCAAGGCUGAUCUCGAGAAUUGCCGCCAAGUCUCCUCGUCCUCAGGGUUGCAGCUUGCCCGCGAACUUGGCUUAGCAGCGUUUCUGGAAUGCAGCGCCAAAACAAAAUACCAGAUCGACGAAGUUUUCGAGACGGCCGUCCGACAAGCGCUCACCGAGGAAGUGGAGCCGACCAGAUCUACAGAAGCCGAUUCUCAGCGCGAUACAGAACAGCCUACGGAAAGUGGCGUUCCCGAGGAUAUCGAAGGACAAAGGGAAUCUGGAACUCAAACAGAACCACUAAACGCCGUGCAAGGAGCCAAUCGUGCUCCCAGGCCUGCUGCUCGUGCCAGCAGCUCGAAUAGAUGUUGUAUAAUAAUAUAA
This is a messenger RNA of Ogataea angusta, 687 nucleotides long. RefSeq lists its product as uncharacterized. The transcript has a single exon. Gene Ontology annotation, cellular component: plasma membrane. The coding region runs from base 1 to 687 and encodes 228 amino acids. Lineage: Eukaryota; Fungi; Ascomycota; Pichiomycetes; Pichiales; Pichiaceae. Gene Ontology annotation, molecular function: GTPase activity; GDP binding; GTP binding. Gene Ontology annotation, biological process: signal transduction. The record is from RefSeq and is a predicted model, not a curated record.